AUGUUGGAGCUCGAGCCUGCUCCGCUUGAGUGCAAUGCAGCAUGUGCGGCCGAGGUGGUGCUGGCUCAGCAGCGUGCAGCUUCGGCGAGCACUCUGCGGGCGCGAAGCUACAUCCAGACGCGAUGGAGUAGCGAAGCGUCUGCCGCCCCAGCGGCGCCUGUCAUUCACGGCGUCCGUGCUUCUGCACUGGGCAGCGGCGCGGUGCCCGCUGCCGAGCUUGAGCGUGUCUUGGGUGAGCAUGCUGGCGCCGAGGGCGUGUUUAUCGUGAGCGGUAGCGAGGCGGUGGUGAUUAUGGCGAGCCAGAGCGAGGCCAAGGACGCUAUUGCUGCACUGCGCCGAGCAGUCAACGAACACGGCCUCCUGUACUCGGAGUGGCGCGGAUCGGCCGGUGACGUAACGUCGCUCGCGCUCGACGCCGCCGCGUAUGAGCAGAGGCAAUCCCAGAUGGGAGCCGGAACCAAUGUGUACCAGUUGCUGGAGGUUGAGGCGCUGAUGCCAGGUGUCGAGGACAUGCCUGUGCUUCCGGGUCCAACGCCUGAGGAGGUGGCGGAGGAGAGGGCGCGGGUUAAGGCGGCCGCAGCCGAGGCCAAAAAGGCUCGUAAGGCGGCGGCGGCAGCAGCAGCCGAGGCCGAGGCCAAGGCGCUGGCCAAGGCGGCACGCAAGGCCGAGAAGGCCAAGAAGCGGUGCCGUAAGGAAAAGUGUAAGGUCAACAUUGUCAACUCGGGCAUCCAGUGUGACACGUGCAAGCUGAUCUUCUGCCUCGAUCAUCGGCUGCCCGAGUCGCAUGGGUGUGGAAAGGCCAAAGCACGCGCAGUGCGCACCGAGGCUCAGCGCGGAGCCAAGCAAGACCUGAACUAUAUGCGGCGGAUGGGGACCUCACAGCCACCGCCCAAGCUGACGCGGGAGCAGCUCAAGGCUAAGGCGCGUGCUGCGGCCAGCGGUGGGAAGAACGCCCCGGGGGGGAGCAGCGCCAAGAAGAAGAAGCUCAAGGACAAGCGGGGGAUCAACCGCAAUGUCAAGAAUAAGAAGAGGCGCAAGUGAUAACAUGGCAGUCUUAUUGCUCCGAAUCGGAGUCGGUCUCGUACGAGUACUCGACGGGCGGGCCAAACUCAAAGGCGGGCGCACGCCGACGGACGACGUCGUCGCGAGGCUCGUACGAGACGUCGGGCGCAUCGGUCUUGCGGCGGAGUGCGGCGUCGUCGCGUGCCUUCAUCUUGCUAAAGUUGACGUUCGGCUUGUGGUCGCCGUCCUUGACAUCGUACACCACAUCGACAACAUCCAAGACCUGCGACGGUCGCGACAGCUGCUUGUCCAUCUUGAGCAUGGUCUGGCCUGUCCGCUUGCGAGUGACGCGGAUGCCGUCCUCAGUGUCGUACACCUUGUCGACCGCAUUCGAGGUGUCAAACAGCUUACCCCGGGCGGCCUGCUUGUCCAUCCGUGGUGUGAGCUUGACCUUGUCAUUG
Thecamonas trahens ATCC 50062 is the source of this 1463-nucleotide messenger RNA. RefSeq lists its product as uncharacterized. The record is from RefSeq and is a predicted model, not a curated record. The transcript has 2 exons. Bases 1 to 1041 code for a protein of 346 amino acids. NCBI's taxonomy places the organism in Eukaryota, Apusomonadida, Apusomonadidae. Gene Ontology annotation, molecular function: zinc ion binding.